ACGAUGCUUAUCCCCCGCCAGUACAAAACGAGGCAGCGCGGUUUGUGCACAACCUGUGCUACACGUCUCCAUUGGCCUUGCAGAUGUUCGUUGCCUGUCGGGGGUUGCCUACCCUCACAGCUAUGUUAAGGGCCGAUAUGCACCUGUGCAGUCCUGUGGUAGAGGCGGCGGUGGAUAGUUUGUUCUACAUCUUUGACACGCAGGUGUGGGAUGUAUGA
This is a messenger RNA of Sphaeroforma arctica JP610, 218 nucleotides long. RefSeq lists its product as hypothetical. The transcript has a single exon. The record is from RefSeq and is a predicted model, not a curated record. Lineage: Eukaryota; Ichthyosporea; Ichthyophonida. The annotation marks the transcript as partial.